AGUUGUUUUCAUUCAUUUUACUCAUUAUUAUUCAAUUUAUUCAUUGAGUCUUUCAAUUGUCUUAAAUAUCAUUGAAUUCAAUGUGAGUCUGUCAAACAAUACAACAAUUACUAUUAAAUAAUAUCGCUUUUGAAGAGCUAUUGAAGAGGAAUGGAUCCGUUAUUAUCUUUAUUUGGUAAUGAUUUGGACACCGAUGAAGAGGACCUGAUGGGAGACAAUGGUAUUGAUAUGAGCGGCAAAACAUUGUUGUCGGGAAGCGAUUGUCUUCCGCCCGAAUGUGAAGAGGGAAACGUUGAGUACAAACUCAAACUCAUAAACCCAUCGAAGUAUAGGUUCGAGCAUUUGGUCACUCAAAUGAAGUGGAGGCUCAGAGAAGGACACGGAGAAGCGAUUUACGAGAUUGGCGUCGAAGACAAGGGUUUAUUAAUCGGUCUGUCGGACGACGAGGUGAACGCCUCGAUGCAGACCUUGUAUUUAAUGGCCGAGAAAUUGGGCGCAACUCUCACUGUAUUGAGAGAACGAAUUAUAACCGGAGACGAAAACUCCAAGAUUUAUAAAUAUACGGAUUGUCAACAGAAAUGUAGAAAAGCUAUUGAAGUGUUGGUCCGAAAAGUACCCGACGAUCAGCAGACCAUUGAACUCAGAAUUGCUGUUUUGGGUAACGUUGAAACCGGAAAAAGUACUCUCUUGGGUGUAUUAACUCAGGGAGAACUCGAUAACGGGAGAGGUAGCGCCCGAUUAAAUCUGUUCCGUCACAGGCAUGAGAUCCAAACGGGAAGGACUUCGAGUAUAAGCAAAGAAAUUUUGGGAUUUGAUAACAAAGGCGUUCCCAUCACUUAUAAUAUUCCCGUAAGAGUGGAGUCAGAAGACGAUGUGAUCACUUAUGGGAGUAGACUUACAACCGAUCAUAUAAUCCCAAUCUUUACGGUUUCGUGUGUUUCUGGACAGGGAUUAGAUCUCUUAUACAGAUUCUUAUAUGUAUUGCCGCCUUCUAUGACAGUCAAAGAUCGUGAAAGACUCAUACAAUCGGACGUAGAAUUUCAAGUUGACGAGACAUUUCAAGUGCCAGAAGUCGGUCAGUAA
Molecule: messenger RNA, 1083 nt
Organism: Medioppia subpectinata
Lineage: Eukaryota; Metazoa; Arthropoda; Arachnida; Sarcoptiformes; Oppiidae
Source: the annotation of a GenBank genome assembly